Molecule: messenger RNA, 16367 nt
Organism: Bactrocera dorsalis (oriental fruit fly)
Lineage: Eukaryota; Metazoa; Arthropoda; Insecta; Diptera; Tephritidae
Exons: 2
Coding region: 13764-15761 (665 amino acids)
Source: RefSeq, a predicted model, not a curated record
CCAAGCUACAAUCAAUAAGGUUAAACGUAUAAUGGAGACUGAAAAGUUCGUGUUCUCAUAAUAAAAAUCCGUUUUCGCAUGAAUUAACGAUUUUUAUAUACAUGAAAGACCUAACAAGUACAUACAAAAAUUCGAAAUCGUAUAAUUGUUUAAUUUUCUAAACACACAUUAAGAUGUAGUUAAUUAUUAUAUAGAGAAUUGAGUAGUAUUAAAGAUUAUAGGAAUGAAAAGCAUCAAUGCAAUAUACAUUUACUUAAAUAUUGAAUGAUUAUGUCCCCUAUUACGACUGCGUCUCACACUGGAUGGAAUAAACAGGUGGAACUAACUGAAAAUUUUUCUGUAAGUAUAUGACCUGACCCCGCAGGCGUUCUAUUGCGUGAAAUUAUGUGUUUUGAAAUGAAAAUAAAGUUGAAUUUAUAUUCUGUUAAAAAUCAUUUAUUUGCGAUUUUUCUACAUUUUUUUCAAUGUAGCGUAGCUUGAUAAACAACAUUUUUUGGAGUAAAUGUACAGAGAAGAUGGUAUUCCAACUUGUGAACACGCCACGUAAAGCCGGCCGUGUGAAAAACAUGGCAUUUCCAAAUUAAUGCCACACACUUCUAGCGACUAUCCUUGUGUCCUGUUGAUUCUCAUCGCAAAUGCAAAUCGUUGGAAUUCAAAGGAAUUCGUAGAAUCAAGCACUCGGCCGGCCAGCUUAUAUUCGAUAACUGCGUCACAAUCAGUCGGGUUCCAUUGCACAGUUUCGGCGCAUGAAGAUUGCGAAACAUAAUAAUCACAAAUCCAAGUUUUAGACGCCUCCAAAGAAUUUUGAAAUUCCACUGGAUAAUUCACGACUUCGUUUUCAUUGUCAAGACGAUCGAUCGAUUUGUAUGAGCGCAAACCUCCCGGUUUAAGUCAAUAACAUUGGUAUUUUUGGAAACUAAAAUUGCGCGUAAACUCAAGAAAUCGUAGUUACGAUAAUUUGGCCAAUGUUCCGAUAAACAUUCGUGAUGAGUUCAUCUUUCGUGGAUGUGAAUUGACAAAAGGCAGGUGAAAUUGAUAUCAAACCACCGGAAGUAUCAACCGAAAUUUGCUCAUUUCCAAUUCUUAGCGAAUACGAUGUAAAAAGUCUUGAAGGCUGAUAUGACGAAAUGAUCAUCGCAAAAAGUUUACGAACUUCAGUGGCAUGCGAAGUAGUUAUUGCAUCUUCCUGGUUUAAUUCCAGUGAUUAUCAUGUUUCAACAAUUGUAAUUGCUGGCAUGCUCCUCGAAAAGUUGCACACAGCGUGCCAUUUAGAGUACGCAAUGACUUAAAUGAAAUCCAACCGCGUACAAUAAUCAAUAGCAACCGAAGGUAGAAGCAAUCGUCGUUUUUAGGGUGGAUUGUAUAAAUUAGUCCUAAUGCAGUAGUUAAGAAAGUUAAGUUGAUCGGAUGCCCUUAUAUUAUUUGGCUAUGCUUUCUGCGUAACCAUUUGUUCGACGAUGUAUUCCAUGUAUAACAUUAACACAUUUUCGAAUAGAGCAUUGUUUUCGCAAACGGAUCACUGACACAAGUUGAGAAAAACUCGUCAAUGUCGAUUUCGUUGGCGGUAUUUCCGUUGGCUGUAUUGUAUUCUCUGGGUUGAAGUAUACUCUUUGGCCUUCUCCAAAUGUACUGCGAGAUGCUUAACAGUCGGAAAACGUUCAUGAAUUACAAAAGUAAACAUUGUAUCGUACAAAACGCUCCAUUGCAGCUCAUACAUCGAACCAUUUGAUACUUGCUGAUCUUAUAUCGUUCAAGGCCAAUAACCGCCAUGAUGCUUUCUUUGGUGACGCACUUGCAAACGUAUUUGAUCGGUUUUACCAAACUGCAAUGCUCAACAUUGAUAUGACUUGAAUGUUAAUUAGACAAUAAUGGCGAAUAUGGUACAAUCCAUGUGUUGUCAACUUCGAUAUACACUCCUCUAAAUUGAAUGCUAAAUGUUCUGCCAUUGUCGUCUGGUGAGCGACGCCGAUACGCUUCCGAAAUAAAAGCACGUGGAUAGUGUUUCGUACAUUUAUUGUCAGAUAUACAAACCGAAGUGGGAUUGUGGUGUCCGCAAGCUCCAUGAACCAUAUUGGUUUCCACCACUUCGUGCAAUUCUGGAUCUAUCUCUGAAUCAGGAAUUUCCGCAGAAAUAAUUUCAUAAUUGAUGUAACCACGAUCCAUAACUCCGCACGUACGUCAUCGUAUCCUGCGAGUACUCGUGCAUGUGCUUUGAGCUGCCAAUGUAAUAGUCAGUCUUAAGAAACGAUUCAAUAGAUGAAGAAGUAAAAGCCCACAGUUUCUGGUGCAGUCAAUGGAAAUUUGCCUUUAAAUUGUCUCAAAAAUAGUGAAAAAAUGCGAAAGCAGUGACAAAAUUGCAAUUACACCCAACUCUUUUUUUACGCCGUAGAUACGUUCCUCAGAAAUCCGUGUAAAAAAAGAGCCGUUUCCUAUAGUAAAAUGGGGGAUACGUUUCAUGUCAUUUGAAAUCCGAGUAAGAUGAAAUAAAGAACUAUAUUUAUUUCAAAAAACCGUGCAAAAAUGUUAAAAACUAUAAAUUUUCAGAUAUGCAUACAAAUUGUAUGUUCAUAUGGCAUUUUAUUGAGCAUUAAAACUUAAAAUACAUAAUUCAUACAGAUGAAAAAUUGGUAGAUUAAGCGAAAAAUAAAAGAAAUCUGUUAAUCUAGAAUUAAGGACAGAAAAAUUAGAAUAGAAAGAAGGAAAAAAUACAUAACUACAUAGCUACAUAAUUAUUCGUCGCUACUUGAUAACAAGCGCAAUUGUUUACCACGAACUGGACUAAAGUCGGCAUCAUCGCUGGAGAUAUCCAUUUCGGCAAUGUAAAUAUCAUGCGAACAAGAUGUGUAGGUAAGAGUUAUCAAAUAAGGGGUUUUCCCAGUUACUACCAUAUAUGAAUGUUUUCCAUUCAGCUUUUUUUUCAACCGUUUAACUUCAAAUCCGUGUAAAAAGAAACCGUGUAAACAAAGAAUUUGGUGUAUUGUAGUGAAUAAAAAAUUUAGUGAAAUUAUUUCUGUAUAGUGCGUUCAAAAAAAAAAUUACGUUAAAAAUAGAUAUAUAUAUAUUAAUCGGCAAAUUUAACUUAUGAAAAGGUCGAACCGAGCGGAGCUGGCCCAAAUCAUAAGAAGGUAAGAGGAGGUAAUUAAUAACUUGCUGCAGCAAACGGUACAGUUGCAGCGGCACCGUGCGACUUCUUCCUUUUCUUAAAAAUGAAUUUGGCCAUGAAAAGAAAGAGUUAUGCAGACGUAAAGGCCAUUCAAAAGGCUUUCACUGGCAUACUGGCGGCCAUACUGACCAACGAGCUAAAACAUAAAUUCGACAUGCGUUUGGACCGGGAAAAAAGCUGUAUUGAACAGAAGAAGACUAUUUUAAAUAAAAUAAAUUGAUUUUGCCGAAAAAAAAUUUGUUCUGUUUUAUUUCUUAAGUCCUGUAUUCUUUGUAACGGACGUUGUAUAAUAACUAGACUAUCAAAGGACACUAUAAAAUCAAAAGAAGUUCGAAAUUAGUAAAUCAAAUAACAUUAAAGUAAGAAAUAAUCAAAUCACUCAAACCAAUAAUAACUAUAGUAGCUAUAACCGUCAUAUAAAAUGUUGACUUUUGUUAAACUUUUGUAUUUAAAAUACGUUUUUAUUUUUCAGUGGUUAGAACAAGAAUGAGAAAAUGUGUAGAUACAUAAAAGUUCAGUUAUAGGAGGACUGCAUUUCGCCUCCUCAACGUUCAUAUGCAUGCAUAUUACAAAUCAAUAAGAUUCAUAUAAUUAAUUUAAACUUAGCAUUCCUGUCAACUUCUCGUGGCUAGGCUCUGAUAAACUUUUCAUCAAAAUAUCAACAAUUAUGUCACUGCUGCAACAAUAUUUGAGAUCGAUGCCGCCUCCUCGAUAAUUAUCCCUUAUGUAGUGAUAUUUUAUUUCGAUAUGUUAAGUUCUUGCGUGAAAUGCCGGAUUCUUUACAAGAUGCAUAGCACUGAGGUUAUUUCCAUUUACUAUGAUCUUCUUUGGACAUUCGAUUCUUCGUUUGAAUUAGUAUUUCGAAUCUAAUGCUCUUGUUGGCGCACGGUUUCGUAGAUAGUCUGCAGUGCAAACAGCCUCUGCCCAAAGAGUUUCGUUUACAUACGAACUGACCAGAGAACUUAAAGCAUAGAGAAGGUGCAGGUUCGACAGCGAACAUUUGUUAGAUUUAUAGCAGGGACCGUAACUCUUAUGACUUUUAUCGAAAAAAUCAAAAAAUAAGAGUUAUUUUUGAUUUUUAUAUAUUUAGAUCAAAAAUAAGAGUUAUUUUUGAUUUUUAUAUAUUUAGAUCAAAAAUAAAAGUUAUAUUUGAUUUUUAUUUUUUAUAUCAAAAAAUAAGAGUUAUUUUUGAUUUUUAUUUUUUUUUAUCAGUAAUAAAAAUCAAUUCAAAAUUUUUAUUUAUUUAUUUUUUGCUGUUAUUAUAACCGUACACCUUAGUUUUACUUUAAAGCUUAACAGAGAUUAAGAAACAUAUUAUGUCACAAAUUUUGAAUUGAUUUUUAUUAUUGAUUUAAAAAUAUAAAAAUCAAAAAUAAUCCUUAUUUUUUGAUCUAAAAAAAUAAAAAUCAAAAAUAACUUUUAUUUUUGAUCUAAAAAAAUAAAAAUCAAAAAUAACUUUUAUUUUUGAUCUAAAUAUAUAAAAAUCAAAAUUUAAAAAUCAUACAAUAUUUCGCAUAUAGUUCACCUAAAAAUCAUGAUGGUGUAAUCAAAACUUUUCUACGAUGUUCCUUUAUGUAUGAUUUUUUUUAUUAAAAAUUGUAAAAUAACUCUUAUUUCCGGUCCCUGAUUUAUAGUAAGGAAUUCACCUCACAACCACAGAAUUUACGCUGUGAAAUGUUAACAUUUUUAACAGUUCUCCACAUACUCAACAGAGAACUUGAAGAGAAAUAAAUAUACGUAUGUAUUUUCGGCAUAUGAUGACGUGGCAUGUGUGCUCAAAAAGAGAAUAUGAAGAGACAUAUGUAAAUAUAAAUAUGUAUGCAUUCUUCUUAUGAUACUCCCAACAAUAGCAUUGUGAUAUUUUCAUGCUUCAAUUUUCGCCUUCAACUAGCGAAUCGCAAUGUAUGCAAAUAUGUAUGCUUUUGCGUUUUGCCGUCGACAUUUCCAUAUUGGCAUGUAAAAAUAAUUAUAAUAUGAGUAUAAUUUUGUAUGAAUGCAUGCAUAGUAACAUUUAUAGUCAAUUUGGACUUGCAUAUUUAAUAAUUUUAUUUGAUUUUUACAUAAUAUACUAUACUAAUAAAUAUUUUUGUAUUAUGUUUCUUAAUAAUAGAAACUGAAUUUAUCACAACAAUAUAUAUGUAAAUACAUCGUCUAUCAUAUUAGUCUUAUUAUCAUAUGAAUAUAUGUAUACGCAUAUGCGCGCAUUGAUCUGCAUGUUCAUACAUUCAUAUAUACAUAUGAACCACCAAUUGGAAGAAGGGAAUAAAAGCCGUUUUUGACGAAAUAGAUUUUUACUCAUAUUAGCUUUUUUCAAUCGUAAAACUACGCGUCAGGUUGAAAAAAGAAAUAAAAAAAGUCAAACGCCAUUGUACUCGUAAUACUAGCGUCAAAAAAAAAAUUUAAGUUGGAAGAAGGAAAUAAAUCAUGAAUUGUGUGGCACCCAUACAUCGAGCUUCUUAGUGACUCCAAGCUUCUUCAAAUGGUUUAUAACGGUUUGAUGACUACUAUGCCGGUCUCUUUCGACCAAUUCAGCGAUUUUAUCGCAAUUUUCGACGACAGGCCUUCCGGAGCGUGGCGCAUCUUCGACCACCUCUACACCAAAACGGAAACGUUGAAACCAUCGUUGUGCGGUCGUUAUCGGGUCCAUAAACUGUACAAAUUUUAUUGGCGGCUGAGAUGCAUUUUUGCCUUUAUCGUAGUAGUACUGUAAAAUAUGCCGUAUUUUCUCUUUAUUUUGCUCCAUGUUUGCGACGCUAUAACUCACGAACGACUUAAAAGAAACGUCAAUCAAUCAAACACGUGCUAGCGCGCUUUCCAAAAAGGUAUAGCAUGACCUGAUGCGACGAAUAAAACUAAAACUACACGCUUUCAGCGCCAACUAGUGAAAAUACCGCAAGACUUUUUUGACAACCAUAUGUAUAAGUUAACACUAAACAUAUUUACGUUUCUCACCACACAUAUUUACAUUUCUUAAUAAUUAUUAUUAUUAUUAUAAGUACGGUUGACAAACAGGUUGGACUAAGAAGAUAUAGUCUUCCCAAUGAGUAAUAGUGACUAAACGGAAAAAAAUUAUAUAAUAAAAUAAAAUCCCUUUUUAAAAAACUAAAAUAAAAAGUAUUUUAUUAACUGGCGCCCGACAUAAAAUCGCGAGAAUUUAAAUAAAAAAAAUGUUUGUGAAAACCCUUGCCUGUAGUGUCCGUCCGCAGGCAACCGCGCGGUAAAGUGUCGCUACCGAAUCCCGAGUAGCAAGAUAUGCAAAAAGGACGAAAUUCGAGCGAUCGGUGCGGUAAAUUAAGAAAAAAAAACAAACAAUCAUAUGAUAACACUUAUUAAAAUUUAAAUUGUGAGAAACAUUUUUGUGUAUAAGAAAACAAUCAUCAAGCAGCAGAGACAACAUUUUAAAAUAAAUAAAGCACAAAUAAAGACAAUUUACAUUGAGAAAUUUAAAUUAGGCAACAACAAUAACAUCAGAAAUAGCAACAACGAAACUCAUCAUCGAAAAAAACAAAAUCAGAAACAGCAACAACAAAACUCAUCACCAAUAACAGCAAUAGCAUCAGAAACAGCAGCAAGUUAUAAAACAAUGCAGCAGGUCUACCUAAUAUUGUAAGUCCUUAAUUAUUUUAAUAUUUUAGAUGCUAUAGCAAUAAAAAAAACGUUUCAAUAGUAAAUAGAGAUACCAUACCUUUAUACUAAUUAAAUAAGAAAUAAAAAAAAAUAAUAAUAAUAAAUAAAUAGAAUAAAUUAUAGUUAACUUUGCGAAUCAAUAUGGCUAACCCUAACAAUUUAGUAAGACCACCCCUUCUUAACGUUCCAAAUCCCAAUUCCCCCCCAAACCAUAUGUCCGCAGAAGACCUAGAGAACAGAAUAGCGUCUUUUUGUGCACAACAGUGUAGAAUAGGGUGGGUUGAUUCCGGACUUUUUUCGAUUCGGGAUUUCUAAUAGGGCGGAAAAGUUGCCUUAGCAUUUCCUGAUUCCAAUGCAACUUUUUGUUUUGAGAUCGGAUUGCAUCUUCAACCCCAACUCCGGCCUUGGAAUUUCGGAAAUUCGCCCAAAAUCGUGAAAUUGUCUACCUAGCGCCUGAAAUGCGCAUCUCAUGGCAAAAUGUAUAAAACAAAAGUUAUUUGUCACGUCAUUUGCUACCGAAAUGGUAUAUGUGAUCAUGGCCGUAGGACGAACCGUUUCCGAGAUACGAGCGAAAAUGCGGCGCGUCACAGCGCAAGGUGAAAAUUGUUGCAGCUCUCAGUUAACCUGUAUUGGUCACCCAGAACCCAUCGCGUGGAGGUGGCUGCUCUUCGGGUUCCUCCCAAGCUCAACCCAACCAACCAACCAUAAGUCAGGCUUGUUUUAGUCUGAAUCUGUGUCAAAUUUAUUGAUAAAAUCAGAUUUUGUACUAAACUUUGGCACUUGUUGCCUAGAUUUCAGUGUAGAGCGUAUAAAACGAUCACGAGAUUGAGGGCCAAUAACUUUCGAAGAUGCCUUUGUCACCAGUAUGCCGGUUCUCUCGACUGCCACGGUGUGAGAGGGGAAUUCACUAAAUUUCCAUACCUCUGCAGUGUCUCCCGACAGCCCAUUUAUGAGUUCUUCGUUAGAAACUGUUUAAGAGUGUUGCUUAAAUAUGAAAACGGGAGCACAAACCACUUUUAUGAUCGCCAAAGAAAACGCCAACUUAUUUAAAAUGAACAAUCGUGUUAAUUUAAUGUUUAUUUAAUAUAUGUACAAAUGUUUUUUAUACAAGCAAACUUUUUUAAUGUUAUUAAAAUGCGGAUGCCGACGCUAACCGAAUUGGGUGCCCAAAGAAUUUUAUCGCGCAGGCUCGUCGUCGUAUCACGUUAGUAUCGACCUGACCUAGCGCACAGGAUCGAUAUACCACGAAGUUAAUAAAUGGAAGUUGGUGUCGACGUGACUCAACUUGGAAAUAUGAAAACCGAAAGUUGAAUGCUAAUGCAGGAUUGAUCCGAUUUAAUGUGCGAGAGUUUACUGCAGCGCGAGAUCGGUGAACGUAUGCUGAUAUGCGAACUGUAUGCAACGAAGUGUCUGCUGUAAAUUUUUCCAUCCUUUUUGUUGAUGAAGUUGAUGUAUAGGAGUGGUGUGUUAUAUUGAUAUUGUUGUGUAGUGGCAUCCUGUAUUGAAUUGCGCUGUAGCAUUAGGAUGCGCCAGUUUCACCGGGUAGAGGGGGUGGAUGCUUAACUCAUUUAAACAGAAACUGAACAAAGAACUGGUGGGACAGUCAAAGUAAUAGUCUUCCAGUUAAUCAUAUCGUAAUAAUUAUUAGCUUUGAAAUUCAGCUUUGACACUUUAUUACAUCUAACCCUUCCAUUUACAGUGUCAGACUCUGCUUCUCUGGCUGCCAGAAGACGGUCAAGGGCCAACUUUCUGACUUCUAUCCGUUCGUUAGUCAUCAUACUAAGGAGAAUGUUUUCUGGAAGAGCAAAGAAAGUAUUCUAUUGAAUGGAUGAAUCGACAACCUUGCGCAGUUUAGCAGGUAAGUAUCUCGACCUUUGAAUUGCAUCGUAGAGAUGGCCUGAGCCAUCUUUGAUUGAACUGUUGAAUCUUAUUGAGAACCACAAAGGUGAGUAAACUGUAAGUACGUACUUGACCAAAAUCUUUAUUUCCUUUGUUAAUUUGUCAGUAGAAAUGUAUAAUCUCAGAAUUCUAUUUGCACAGGUGAGCCAGAGAGAUUUGCGCAUGUUACCUGGAUGCAUCGAGCUAAAUCUGAGGAACAUUGACCGGAAAUAACAGCUUCUGAUAUUUUAUAGAGAUAAGCUUGGUCUGUGCUAAGUUGGGUCGGAUUAAUAAUCUCAGAAGGUAAUUGGCAGGAUGGAAAACUUUCAAAUUUGACAACAGGCAACUUCUCACAAUCAGGGAGCAGUUUACCUAUGUCGCCAGAGAAUGUAUUUGGACUCUUUGAGACACCAUCUAUGUGUUCGAAAAGAAGUUCGUUGAAAUGUAGAAGACAAACAACCCACUGUAAUGGCCUACCUAUUCUUUCUUCUAGUUUCCGAAUGAUUCCACCUUUCCAACCUGUGUUCGUGUUGGUGCCAUCAGCACCGACAACUAGAUGUUCCACAUCAACUGAAUUGUCUUGUAAAUGUUGCCAUAUAGCUUGCGUCUCAUCCUCAGCUGACCCGGAAGGAGAGGUGACGUGGCCAAAGUAAUGACAACCAGGUUCCGCUAUAAGAGAAAUAUGUUCCUCUUUGACAGUGUCGCGGUAGUACUUUUCACCUUCGCCAUAUACAGAGUCAAUACUUUCGUUGCUUUGGAGCUUAACUCCAACACUUUUUUUUGCCCGACUAAUCUUGCAUUUGUCAGUGACAAAGCUAGUGAUAAAGCUAUCAAACCUGCUAUUUUGGCAUCCAGAAAAGCAGAUGAAACAAUCAAGGCCGCUGCUCUAUCACUUACUCCAAAUCUUUGGGCAGCUAAAGCAGUGUGUUCUAAUACUAGUGUGCUUUGAAUGGUUUUAUAGGAUGGAAGAGAAAACUCAUCAUCAGCAUCGUUUUUGGAAGAAUCCAUGUGCGACGCACCUACAUUGUUGUCGUCUGUAUGAGAGUCUGGGUGAUCUGAAUGGUCACGUGUUCUAGCUGAUACUUUUCUGGUAAGUGUUGAUGUUGAUUGACGUUUUGAAAGUUUUUCUAUACGUUCAUUUUUCUUUGUAAUAUUUUUUGUUUCAGGUAGAUCAACACUUCCAAUGCGACCAAUUCUUCUGGUUCUCUGGUCCAAGAGAAAUGGUUGUUCAUUGAUAGGAACUUUCCUUUCCUUUGGACAAGUGCAAGAAGAAAAAUAAAUGCAUUUACAAGCAGCGAUGUCAAAUAAUUUUCCGGCAGAAGAGACAAAUUCGUCUCUUUUGGAGCUCAAACAUAUUGGGUUCCUUAAAAACAUUUGUUUAAGAGUCAGAAAUUUCUUAUGGUAUGUGGUGAGCAUUUGUACAACUCUGGUGUGUGAAACUAUCGGAAUAGAUGACUUUUUGAAAGUAUUUUCAACCUUUUUUGCAACUAUUUCUGUAACCUCUUUACUCCUAGGUUCAUAGUUGUCGCCUCGGAGUCGCCUUAUACGAAAUCUUUCAAACUGAUAACACAAAAGAACAUCCUGGUAAGUAGGUAACUGGGACUCAGAGAGAUUGUACGGAUAUAUGCCAAACACAGGACAUUUCUGUCUAAAUUUAAAUUUAGAUACAGACAUUUUGAGUUCUGUGUUCUGUUGAGAGAAUAUAAAUGAUAGCAUUCGGCGAAAUCAACGACAAGAGUGAAGGAACUCGAUGAAAAAAUAUUUAUGUGGAGACCAGUCCGAACGUGUCGUAUGGCGCAGGGAAAUGAAUGUAAGUGAUAGAACUCGGCGAAAUCACCGACAAGAGUGAAGGAACUCGAUGAAAAAAUAUUUGUGUGGAGACCUAUCCAAACGUGUCCUUUGGCGUAGGUGAAUGAAUGUGAGUGAUAGCACUCGGCGAAAUCAACGUCAUGAAGUGUGGCCGCAAGCCGAUUUUCACCUUGCGCUGUGGCGCGCCGCAUUUUCGCUCGUAUCUCGGAAACGGUUCGUCCUACGGCCAUGAUCACAUAUACCAUUUCGGUAGCAAAUGACGUGACAAAUAACUUUUGUUUUAUACAUUUUGCAAUGAGAUGCGUAUUUCAGGCGCUAGGUAGACAAUUUCACGAUUUAAGGCGAAUUUCCGAAAUUUCAAGGCCGGAGUUGGGGUUGAAGAUGCAAUCCGAUCUCAAAACAAAAAGUUGCAUUGGAAUCAGGAAAUGCUAAGGCAACUUUUCCGCCCUAUUGGAAACCCCGAAUCGAAAAAAGUCCGGAAUCGACCCACCCUAUUGCCUACUCAGUCCGAAGUACCACCUGUUGGCAAGAGUAAUCCUGCGUUGGAUUUCCAGGCUGACAUUGUUGGUGGUGUUAAUGCUGGUUCCUAAAUAGACGAAAUAAUCGGGUGGUUUUUCGAUCCGGAGACAGCCAGGUAGCUUGAUGUAUCUUCUUAUGCUGGAAUCUAGUACUACAGAUAACCAUAUUUCGGGCCCCGGCGAAGUCGAUCAGCCUCAACCCAUUUGGGGAUGUUUCCUCGUGGAGGCUGAAUUUACCGACCGUAGUGCCAAAGAUACCUUCUUUGCCCACCCUGGCGUUGAAGUCGCCAAGCACGAUUUUGACAUCGUGGCGGGGCAUCUCUCAUAAGUGCGCUCCAAGCACUCAUAAAAAGCAUCUUUGGUCACAUCGUUCUUCUCUUCCGUCGGGGAGUGGGCGCAAGUCAGCGAUAUGUUGAAGAACCUCUCUUUGAUAGUACUCGGCGACGGAUUCUCUCUCCCACCACGAAUCCAACACCAAACUUGCGCUCUUUUAUAUGGCCACUGCAGUAAAUGUCACAAGGAGGACAUCUACCAGCUGGUCAGCGGCACCUUCCCAAUUAAGGGACCGGACAUUCCAGGUGCCUUGGACGGAGGACAUCUACCAGCUGGGCAGCGGCACCUUCCCAAUUAAGGGACCGGACAUUCCAGGUGCAUGCACUAAAAUCAUAGUCCUUAUUUCGUUUGCCAUGGUCGUCAUCAAAAGGGGGGUCUCUCAUCCGAGGCUGUUUUUUCCUUUUCAUUGGGGGUGUUUUUUUACGUGGCGGGCCCCAAACCCAGCGCACAACCCUAUGCAGGGGAUGUUUCGCCUUCAAACGGAUGUUCUUAGGCUACCCAGAGGAUAGUUGGUCAAAGACCGGAAGUCGUGAGCUGCUUGAGUCAUAUGUAAAAGAAUCGUUUCUGGCCACUCCCAAGUGAAUGGCGAUCAGAGAACUUUCCUCACUUGCGUGAACUUCUACACAUGACUCCAUCCUCCUGCUUUGUGACUUGUAUCAAUCCUUGUCCCGUCCAUCGUGUUUCCUGGACGGCUGUGAUGUCAGCCUUUAUUUUCGUUAGGACAUCAACCAGCUGGGCAGUGGAACCUUCCCAAUUAAGGGACCAGGCAUUCCAGCUGCAUGUCCUCAACUCGUAGUCCUUAUUUCGUUUGCCAUGGUCGUCAUCAAAAGAGGGGUCUCUCAGCCGAGGCUGAUUGCUAAUUUUCAUUGGGGAUACUUGGUCAAAGGCCGUAAGUCGUAAACUGCUUGAGCUAUAUGUAAAAGAAUCCUUUCUGGCCCCUCCUAAGUGAAUGGCGAUCAGAAAACUUCCCUCACUUGCGUAUAGUUUCAUCACUUAAAUCAAUAUUUAUUGGCCCAUUUGUUGAUUUGCAAUUUUUUGACCCAUAUUACGCACUUUUUCUUUCGCUUCCACACUAUUUGUUUCAUUGAUAUUAAAUUUAUCUGAGUCCACUUGCAUCACAUUAAAAACGUUUUCAACAUUGUCACAAGGAAUUUUUCGAAUAGAAAGUUCAUCACAAUUUAUUUGUAUAUCUGCUUGCAAACAAAAAUCUUCGCCGAUCAUCCAUUAAUUUUGAAGGUACUACCAACUAAAAUUGUGUAGCAUGGGAUGACCGAUUCGUUUAAUGGUUGCGUUCGAACUGAACUCUUCUUUAUUUUCUCUACACUUUCAUGUCGCCAGUUACAAGUUUAAAAACUCAGGGUUGCUUAUUUGAGUAACAUUAAAAUAAGGUAUAAUACAAAUUCAAUAGUACAUCAGGGUUGCUUAUUCGAGUAACAUUAAAAUAAGGUAUGAUACAAAUUCAAUAGUACAACAGGAUUGCUUAUUCGAGUAACAUUAAAAUAAGGUAUGAUACAAAUUCAAUAGUACAACAGGAUUGCUUAUUCAAGUAACAUUAAAAUAAGGUAACGAUACAACAUAAUACAGUAACCAUAUUUAUAUUGCUACAAUUCGGCCGUCCUGACCAUGAGAUCACCUGAUCUCAAGUGACUGACUAGACUUCGCGUCCUUUGAACCAUGGUUUUAUAUUUCCAACUGCCCAUACCCCGUGGUAUGGGACUCGAGACUGUUGAAACCCGUCGACAUCUCUAAGUAAGUAACGAUCGUUUCGUAAAACUUUUUCAAUACAAUACGGUCCCUUAAAUUUAGGAAUCAGUUUUUUAGACACCCCUACGUGAGAAUCGAAAUUUUUUAUAACCACAUAAUCUCCCUUUACAUAUUUUCUUGGCGCUCGCCUUUUUUUAUUAACAAAUUUUGUAUUAUACUGUUGCAACUGUUCUUGUUUUACACUUGCCUUCUCACGAAUAUCACGCAAAAUUCGAUUUUCACAUGACUUAUCAACUUCUCUUAAGUUUUCUUUCAGCGAAUCAACAACUUCACCUCUUUGACUUACACCGAAUAACAUUACGCUCGGGUGCUCCCCGGUUGUCCUAUGUAUCGUGUUAUUUAAAGCAUGCUCUAUACUUUCUAUUACCGCAUUCAAGUCGUAUCGUUUAUCUGUGUUUAACAUUUUUGAUAUCAUUGGCCCCAAACUCCUAUUUACCCGCUCUACCUGACCAUUUGCCUGUGGAGAACCUGUAGCGAUCUUAAUAUGCUGAACCGAGUUUUGUUCUAAAAAUUCUUUAAAUUCACCAGAUGAAUGAAUGAAUAGUUAAUUGAGGUUAUGCACCGCGACCUAGGGUCUAUUGUGCCCUACCUUCCUCUGCGAAUGGUAGGCACCUUGUCGUGGUGCAGGGGCUUAAACCGCAGCACAGCACGGCAUCUCCCAUCCGCCAGGGAUGAUGCUGCUUAGCAUCUCCCCUGUGGGAUGGCAGAAGCCGCAUGUGCGCGGUGACCAAGAGCUACCACCUCCUAAUCCAGGGUGUCAUGCGACCCGUGCCCAUUGGAUGAUUUGCAGCCAGGAGGUAAAUUCGGCUGUAUUCGAACGGAGCCUUCCCAACACCGGGCCGCCUUGGGAAGUAACGGUGGCCUUACUGCGUCAAGGGGCUCUGGCGCAGCGGACUCUUCGGAUUCCCCUUUCCAAGAUUAGACCGGGAGGCCUACAACACGGGCCGAACGGUCGUACGACCAAGAUGAUUCAACAACAAAACCAAGAAACAACCAAAGAGACAACGGCAACAACUACGGCAACAACAACGGCAACAACCGAAUCGACAACAACAACAACAACAACGAAAAUCGGAGAAACAAGCAGAAGCAGCGGCAACAGUAGUACCGCAAGCAAGAGUGGCCCAGGAACUAGAAAGAAGUAUAGGUUCCUGGAUGCCCUGUCGCCUGAUGAGCGAGCACUCUUUGAGGAGCACGCACGCGAUGAUGACGAUGCGCCCUCUUGCAGCGGUACACAGCGUAGUGAGUCCACUAGGACCACGGUAAAUCGCGCAAAUGCUGCCCCCGCAACCCCCUUGAGCAGGAUCGACGGCAAAGAGGAGGGUGGUUUCACGAAAGUGGAAUCUAGGGGUGAACGCAAACGGAGACGGCAACGAGGGAACAUUCCACGUACCCCGGAGCAAGGACAGCCAGGAGGUCAUGGCGAUCCUCGCAGAGCAGGAAUGAGCGGAGCCACUCUUAAGUGGUACCUUAGGUUCCUGGAGGACGGCAUGACACCAGAGUCAGCUGAAAAGCGGGCUCUGAGUAGGAGCAGUGGGAACAAUCCCUCUGCCAACAACGCACAGCGCACAGGUGCCAACGGUGGAUCGGCGGCAACGAGACGCAGAAAUCGUAGGCGUCGCCGAGCUCACGCUGCCUCGCUUGAGGGAAGGAGCGAAGCAAAGCCGGCACCCCAGGAGGCACCUAGAAUUGAGAAGAGGAAGAGCGGCCAAAUCACACCUCAGGAGCCACCCAGACCAAAGAGGGUAAGAGAGGACAAGCCACAGGAGGCCAGUGGAAAGCGCUCCAACCCCAACCAGCAGCCGGUAAGAAAUGCAAGCCGCAAAUAUGCAGAGGCUGUGAGCAGCAUUCGGAUGGCUGUGCUGCCCCGCAACUACCCGGCGGAGGCCCUGGGGUCCGAACAAUUAACGGCUCUCCAGGACUGCAUCGUGGAUGCCCUAUGUGUCGGCAAAGGCUUCACCGGAGCCUUCAACGGCAUAUUUUUCAAGGGCGGCAUGCUGCUGGUUGACUGCCAGGAGGAGAAGUCGGCCACUUGGCUUCAAGAGAUCACACCAAAGCUGGAAGGUUGGAAGGGUCCGGCCCUGUGCGUAAGAAGGGGCGACGAGAUCCCUCAACUGUACAGCAUGGUGGCGUUCUUCCCGAGAAGCGCAGACAAAGGCUACGACACCGCGCUCAAUCUGGUAAAUAACCAGAAUGAAGGUUUAAGUGCCUCGGCGUGGAAGGUCGUAGCUAGUAAAAUUGAGGGUUCCGGGUGGAACCUCAAUAUAACGAUUGACGACGAAUCCUACAAAUACAUCCGGCAGAGGGGAUUCCGGCUAAAUUUCCGCUUCGGGAAAAUAAUUAUGAGGCCAUGGAGGCCCAAGACCACGUCGUCAAUCCAGGGUGCUACGACAGGGACGACCGAAUCAACAGCUCCACCCGAAACCCGCCAAGCAGCGCAUGAGGCAACUGCGGCUGUGGUUUCAGGAGAGCAAAUGGAGACCCCCAACGAACCCAUCCCGGCUGUGCAGUGUGAGACCACCGCCGCGGGUGUAGAAAGCAGCAAGGAGCCCCCCAUCGAGCAAGGAGGCACGCUGCCAUCAACCCAGGAGCUUCUGGAGGGGCUGGAGAUGCAGGUCGAGGAAGAGGUUGUGGACGAAGACCUGUCUCUCACCGAACCGGUCCUAUAAGCUCCAGAACCGGCAUGGAAGUGGCUCAGGUGAACCUACAUCACGCAUCGGCGGCCUCGGCAGUCAUCGUGAAGAGGUUCAUCUCGGAUAACCUGAGCAUCCUUCUAAUCCAGGAGCCCUGGGUUUUCAGAGGAGAGGUAAGAGGCCUCAACACGAGUAAUAGCAAGAGUUUCUAACGCAAGAUCUGGUGGCUGUGCAGGUGAAGGACAAGGAGGUGUCGGACUUUGUCAUGGCGUCCGCGUACUUCCCGGGUGAGACAGCUACGGCACCCCCCCCAUCGAUACUCAGUUUGGUGGAGUAUUGCAGGGCCAACAAUCUUCCCCUGACCCUAGGAUGCGAUGCCAAUGCGCAUCAUACGGAAUGGGGUAGUACGGACUGCAACGUGAGGGGUGAGUCACUUCUUGAGUUCAUACUUAGUAAUAGCAUUAGUAUAGAGAACGUAGGGUGUGAGCCAACAUUCGUAACCAGUGCUCGCAGUGAGGUCCUAGACAUCACCCUAAGCAACGACAGCAUGACCGGGUUGAUCUCACAGUGGCGGGUAUCAACAGAGCCCUCAAUGUCGGAUCACCGGAUCAUUCGUUUCGUUCUGGGGGUGAGUGUCGGGGA